GGAAAAUUCAUCUCUCGGUCUUCUCUGGGUCUUCUCUCUGUGGACGGACGGCGUCCACACGAGCUGCUGGCAGCCAAAGAGAGCAGAGCUGAGGCCAACCUGCGGCACUUCCAGCGCCUCACUUUACGCUUUUAGGUCGAUCAGCGACUCGUCUGUUUUCCCAGCGUUUUUGCCUGCGGCGGAGCGGCUUUUGGCGCAGGGAAAACUGUGCAGCGGUUGCUUCAAGUGUCCGCUCGGAGUCGACAAAAGUUUCCUGCCACGUUUUGACGCAACGUCGGUCCUUUUUUUUUAUUCCGCCCUCCCCAAAUUUUUAUUCUCUUUUUCAACCAUCGUCGUUGGGUCUUGAGGGGAGCUCGGCGCUACUUUCCAGAACUUUGUGUCUCUGGGAGGUUUAGUCUAGUUCGCAGUCUCCAGAAUGCAGCUGCUCGGCCUGGCCUGCUGUCUCUUCUGCUUGCACUCUGUCAACGCAAAUGUACUAAAAGCUGAGGCGUGGCUGCAGAAGUAUGGCUACCUGCCUCCAGGUGACGUCAGAGCGCAGGCCAUCCGCUCACCGCAGUCGAUUGAGACGGCGAUCUCAGCCAUGCAGAGGUUUUACGGACUGACCGUCACUGGAACCAUAGAUACCAACACUCUAGAAGCAAUGAGUCGGCCGCGGUGUGGCGUCCCGGACAAGUUCGGUCCAGAGCUGAAAACCAACCUGAGGAGGAAGAGAUACGCGAGGCAAGGUCUGAAGUGGGACAAGUCCGAGGUCACCUUCAGCAUAGAGAACUACACCCCCAAAGUGGGCGAGAGAGCCACGCAUGACGCCAUCCGAAAGGCCUUUAAGGUUUGGGAGAGCGCCAUCCCGCUCACCUUCAGAGAGAUUCCCUUCAGCCAGAUCAGAGGGAAGGUCGACAAGUACGCCGACAUCAUGCUGUCCUUCGCCGACGGCUUUCACGGCGACAGCACCCCAUUCGACGGAGAGGGCGGCUUCCUGGCACACGCUUACUUUCCUGGUAACGGCAUCGGGGGGGACACGCACUUCGACCUGGCCGAACCGUGGACCACCGGCACCGUGGAUCAGGGAGGAAAUGAUGUUUUCCUGGUGGCGGUCCAUGAACUGGGCCACGCUCUGGGUCUGGAGCACUCCGACGACCCUUCAGCCAUCAUGGCCCCCUUCUACCAGUGGUUUGAAACAGAAAACUUCCAGCUGCCGGACGAUGACCGCCGCGGCAUCCAGGCUAUUUAUGGUUCCAAAUCUGGAGUUCCCCCUCCUCCCCCUCGUCCCACAAAGCCGUCCAAGCCUGACAAACCCGACGAAGGUCCCGACAUAUGCGAGGGACACUUUGACACCAUCGCCAUUCUGAGAGGGGAAAAAUUUGUGUUCAAGGACAAGUGGUUUUGGCGUCUGCGUAACGACAAGGUCUUACCCGGCUAUCCCAGGCCAGCCGGUCAGUUCUGGAAGGGCCUUCCUUCCAACAUCAACGCCGCGUACGAGAGGGAUGAUGGGAAGUUUGUCUUCUUUAAGGGUGAGAGAUACUGGGUUUACAGCGAGUCCACCUUGGAGAAGGGUUAUCCCAAGAGCAUUAAAGACCUGGGCACCGGCCUCCCCAAAGACAAGAUCGACGCCGCUCUCUUCUACACACCAACAGGACAGACGUACUUCUUUAAGGGAACUCAGUACUACCGGUUCAACGAACAGACCCGCAGAGUGCACAGCGACUACCCAAAGCCCAUCAGCAAGUGGAGCGGAGCCCCAGAUAACAUUAAAGCUACAUUCAUGAGUGGAGAUGGAUCUUACACUUACUUCUACAAGGCCAACAAGUACUGGAAGUUCAACAACCAGCACAUGAAGGUGGAGUCCGGCUACCCCAAGUCGGUGCUGCGCGACUGGAUGGGCUGCGACAGCGAGGAGCCCAAGAAGGGCCGGACGGUGAUCAUCAUCGAGGAGGCGGAGGGCGGCUCCUGGGUGGCGGGCGUGGUCAUCCCCCUCCUCCUGCUGGUGCUGGUGCUGCUCACGCUGGGAGCGCUUUUGUUCUUCAGGAAGUACGGCACGCCCCGACGCCUCCUCUACUGUCAGAGAUCGCUGCUGGACAAGGUGUAGGCGGCGCAGCGGGGGCCCGACGGACAGACAGACUGCACAAAGAGGGACAGAGCGAACGAACGGGAGGAGUCUGAAGGAACCGAGAGCGCAGCGAGGAUCGAGGAGAGCGAUGCAACUGUGGGGAGAGGAUGACCGACUGGGGGGCAUCGAAGGGAGACGACAUGUUGGGAGGUUUGUAAGUGCCACAAAAAAAAAAAAAAAAAAGAAAGAAAGAAAAAAAAAACGCCCAUGAAACUGAAAUCAGGAAAAAGUAUAUUUGUAUUUUAACUAUUUACAUGUUCUUGUUUGUGUUGAGAAAUUCAGACCUGCAUAACAAGGGAAACGAUCAGAGACCCGUUCCUUCAUUUUUAUCUUGACGACUCCAGCUGAACUGCUGCCUGAUUCUUCUGACUCUCAAUUUACUUUUGUUUCUCUUCAGCUCUCCUCAGAGGUUAAACGUCUUGACAUUGUUUUCCUUUAGGUUCUGCAACAAAACAUUUUAUCUUCACAUUGUUGCUUUACAGUUAAUGCUAAAAUGCUUAAAAUGAGACAGUUAGUACAAAAUCAGCACCAAAAAUACGCCAGUAUUUUUCAUGCAAUCAGAUUCAGAGAUGCAGCUGAAACCAGAUAUUUACAUGCACUAUAUAAACCGAAAGCGGGACAUUUUUGUUUGCUGUUUUUAACGUGUUACAUUUCAGGAGAUUAAAUACAUUUUCUUAGGAUUUGCUCGGAUUGUCAUUCGAAAUAAAUGACUUGCUCAAGUUUCUCACACUAGUUUGCAGGAAUUUUGUCCCAUUCCUCCUGACUGACCCGGUUGAGCUGAAUCGGGUCGAUCGCGUUUCAAAACUCUUACUUUACUUUCCUUAAAUCCACUUUGAAGCGAGCUCAGUCAAAAACUUUCAUCAAACUUUAAAUUCCUGGCCGAUGUCUAGAGAUAUUUCUUCUUCGUCACUGACUGAACUUUCGUCCCACUGGAUUAACGGCCAAGAUCUCCCUUUAUUUUAUUACCUACUUAGUAUAAAUAUUAUUGCUUAUUAGAACUGACAUAAGAGGAACGUUUUCAUUUCAGGCACUAAUAAUUAAACGUUAUAAAUAUCUGGCUUCAACUGUAAGUAUCUGAUCCAAAAUUUAAGUGUAAGUUUUCCAACAAUUAAUGUUUUAAAAAAGAAGCUUUAUUAAAAAAGAAAGAAAAAAAAAAGAAGGUACUAAUUUUUUUAUUUUUUUUUAGUUUUUUGAUACUGACGUGUUUUUUUUUUAUUACUCCAUUCUCUUUUUACUGAAUAAAAAUGCUCAUUUAUUAUCAUCAUUGUGAUAAAUAUUAUUAUUUGUAAAGAUUGAUGGGACUGAUGGAGUUGUGUGUAGCAGCUUAUCACUUUUGGACAUUGGUAUUAACUUAUGCAGACUUGAACUUUUGUAAUCAGUCGGUCAGACUUCAUGUGAGGUGCUGGAGAAAAUGAAAUGGAUCCAGUAAACAAAAUGUCUAAAAAUAUAUAUAUAAAUAAAAUAAAACAGUUCAGGAAUCCUUCCUGACUUCUGUAAAUUGUAAAAACCCAUUUCAAACUUCAGGCAUUAAAAUGUGCAUCAAAACAGACUCAGUGCAAGCAGUCAGAUGGAAAAUUGAUUUUCAAAUGUGAUGCUUUAACUUGAACAUCCAGUGCUUUUUUUCUUAAACAUGAGCUAAUAAUGGUUUCCACGAUACGGUGCAAUUUUUAUUUUAUUUUUUUUUUCAUUUUAAAUUGUCAUUAUAAAUAUGAUUGCUAUUGUUGUUGUUGUUGUUGUGCUGGGAAAGUCCGGUUUUUGUUUUGGUUUUAUGUGUUGUCAUUAGGUGUCCUGCUGGACAGAGGCGUUACCAUGGCAAUGAGGGAAAUGAAGCCCAGCUUCCAAUCAGAUCAGAGAAAUGUGAGUUCAGGCAGAUUUCAGCUCCGACGGCGCUCAGCGAUCAAUGACAGUGAUAAUGGUGAUGAUAUUUGUGAUGAUCUUAUAAAUAAAACGGAAUGAGAUUUUUCA
This is a messenger RNA of Poeciliopsis prolifica (blackstripe livebearer), 4069 nucleotides long. RefSeq names its product matrix metallopeptidase 14a (membrane-inserted) (gene mmp14a). The coding region runs from base 416 to 2083 and encodes 555 amino acids. Gene Ontology annotation, biological process: extracellular matrix organization; zymogen activation; skeletal system development. Gene Ontology annotation, molecular function: zinc ion binding; metalloendopeptidase activity. Lineage: Eukaryota; Metazoa; Chordata; Actinopteri; Cyprinodontiformes; Poeciliidae. The record is from RefSeq and is a predicted model, not a curated record. The transcript is spliced from 10 exons. Gene Ontology annotation, cellular component: extracellular matrix.